UGAAAAAGUAGAACUUAAAAGUAUCUGACAAGGUAAUAUAUGAAUAGAAAUUCCACUAUUGUUUUCACAUCCAUAGAUUACCAUGUGCAUCACCAAGGGUGUGUAUUCCCAAGUUGGAAGUACUAUGCGGAUAUGCCUCAGAUCCUGAUUUGAGAUCACAGUGAUGAGUAUUCUAUUUAUUUAAACCAGCUAGAUGGAUUGUUGUACUACAGAGAUAAAAGGAAAUAUUUAGAGUAAGCCCAACUUCUUUUAUUUUCCUUUUAGGUCAAAAUUCCUAAGAUACAGUUUACAUAUGGUAAAUGUACCACUGUUGUAUAGUUCAAUAAGUUUUCACAAAUAAACAUUCCCAACCAAUCAAGAUAAGGAAUAUUUUUGUCACCUUAAAAUGCUUUGCCAUUCCUCUCUGCUAUCAAUUUCCUUCCCAAUUUUCAGUAAAAACUAGAAGACAUCAAUAACUGGGGUUAACUUUUCUCAACUAGGAAAAUUUUAAUAUACCUCAAGCAGUUCAGGAACAAAUUCAGGCCAGGGUAUUCCAGAGUACUACAUAAGAAUAGUAGAUACAAGCACAGGGCUGAAGUGGAAGAAGAGUGUGGCUUGGGGACCAGGGUGUGGCACUAAUGAAAUGUAGAAGAAUGAGGAUAGAAGAGAUUUCUUAGCCUGUGGGAGACUAUAUGACAUAUUCUGAUUUUAGCUUGAUAAGAACUAUGGUGUAGAUGAAACAAAAAACAGAUGGAAAUAAACUCUCUGCUUCUUGAUGCUCUGUAGGCAAAGGACAUGGAGAUAAGAAACAGCACAGUAGUGACAGAAUUCAUCCUUCUUGGUCUUACCCAGACUCAAGAUAUUCAGCUCCUAGUCUUUGCGCUGAUCUUAAUUUUCUACCUCAUCAUCCUCCCUGGAAAUUUCCUCAUCAUCCUCACCAUCGGAUCAGAUCCUGGUCUCUCAGCCCCACUCUACUUCUUCCUGGGAAACCUAGCCUUCCUAGAUGUAUCCUACUCCUUUAUUGUGGCUCCUAGGAUGCUGGCAGACUUCCUCUCUGAGAAGAAGGUGAUCUCCUACAGGAGCUGCAUCACUCAGCUCUUCUUUUUGCACGCACUUGGAGGAGGGGAGGAGUUACUUCUUGUAGUGAUGGCAUUUGACCGCUACAUCGCCAUAUGUCGGCCUUUACACUACUCAACUCUCAUGAGCCCCAGAACCUGCUAUGCAUUACUGAUGGCCUUGUGUUUUGGAGGCUUUGUCCACUCCAUUAUCCAGGUAGCGCUCAUCCUCCGCUUGCCCUUCUGUGGCCCAAAUCAGUUGGAUAACUUUUUCUGCGAUGUCCCACAGGUCAUCAAGCUAGCCUGCACAGACACCUUUGUGGUAGAGCUCCUUAUGGUCUUCAACAGUGGCUUGCUCACCCUCCUGUGUUUCCUAGGCCUUCUGGUCUCCUACGCAGUCAUCCUCUUCCAUGUGCAUAGGUCUUCUUCUGAAGGAAAGAGCAAGGCUCUGUCCACAUGCACAACUCACGUAAUUAUUAUAUUUCUCAUGUUUGGACCUGCCAUCUUCAUCUACACUCGCCCUUUCAGGGCCUUACCAGCUGACAAGGUGGUUUCCUUCUUUCACACAGUGAUCUUUCCUUCGAUGAAUCCUGUGAUUUAUACCCUUCGAAACCAGGAAGUGAAAUCUUCCAUGAGGAGGUUAUUGACUAGACAUGUAGUCCUUUAAACUGAUUCUAUAAUGAAACUCAAGGAUGAGGAAUUCUAUCUGGAAAUCAUUCAUUCAACUAGCAAAUCCUAGUUUUUUUUAAAGCUUCCCAUUUGUCAGGUACUAUUGUAGG
This is a messenger RNA of Loxodonta africana (African savanna elephant), 1813 nucleotides long. RefSeq names its product olfactory receptor 4N4C-like. Gene Ontology annotation, molecular function: olfactory receptor activity; G protein-coupled receptor activity. NCBI's taxonomy places the organism in Eukaryota, Metazoa, Chordata, Mammalia, Proboscidea, Elephantidae. The transcript has a single exon. Gene Ontology annotation, cellular component: plasma membrane. The coding region runs from base 775 to 1701 and encodes 308 amino acids. Gene Ontology annotation, biological process: G protein-coupled receptor signaling pathway. The record is from RefSeq and is a predicted model, not a curated record.